AUGCCCGUCCUGCCUUCGAGAACGAUACCCUCUGGGAACCGGCUCGAGGUCCGGCAAAACGAUCCGUCUAGCACGUCGUUUGUCCCCGUGCCGUCGACAUAUGGCAAUCUCGACAACUCGCCUCACCCGGGCGUCGUGGCGGGCAUCGUUCUCGGCUCCGUCGCCGGGUUCCUGCUUCUGCUAUGGCUCGUGUACGUCAUUCUACACCGGGGACCCGUUGUGAUGGUCGAGGAGUCUGGCGCGCCCAUGAGCAGCGUUACUGGGGGCGACUCGUCGACUUUUGCGAGUCGGAGCGUCGUCACUUUGAGGAGCAAGAGGGGGAGGAAGAGCCGACGGCCAAGGAGCAAUGGAUCGCGGAGGACGACACGGUCAAAGGCUACGACUGUGCGCUCGCGCGAGAGGAGCCGGAGGAGGGUAUCGCCUGUGAUUGUCGAUCCCCCGGCCCGUGAGCGCAUCAUCGUCGAGCCUCCAUCUCUGACCCCCUCUCCUCUCUCGUCUGCGCCUCCACACCCGCGCUUCGCCCAAGAAUCCGCCGUGUCGGGCUUAUCAUCGGACAAUGAGAUAGUCGUCGAGGAGGAGCACAGCCCGUCGCCGCCAAGAAGGUCAUACAGCCAGCGAUACAGCCAGGAACGGUACCGACGAGAGUCAUACAGGGAUGAUGGGUACAGAGACUACCCACCGAGAGACUACUCGCCGAGGAGGGAGAGCAGGCGGUAUAGCCGGGAUCGAUGA
Molecule: messenger RNA, 732 nt
Organism: Fusarium falciforme
Lineage: Eukaryota; Fungi; Ascomycota; Sordariomycetes; Hypocreales; Nectriaceae
Exons: 1
Coding region: 1-732 (243 amino acids)
Source: RefSeq, a predicted model, not a curated record